Scleropages formosus (Asian bonytongue) is the source of this 1306-nucleotide messenger RNA. It is a transcript of the gene echs1, whose product is annotated as enoyl CoA hydratase, short chain, 1, mitochondrial. Gene Ontology annotation, cellular component: mitochondrion. Gene Ontology annotation, molecular function: catalytic activity. Bases 73 to 948 code for a protein of 291 amino acids. The record is from RefSeq and is a predicted model, not a curated record. Lineage: Eukaryota; Metazoa; Chordata; Actinopteri; Osteoglossiformes; Osteoglossidae. The transcript has 8 exons. Gene Ontology annotation, biological process: fatty acid beta-oxidation.
UACAAUGUCCAACGGGAAGCACGUAAAGACGCUCGUGGAGCGGUGAAUCCUGUGGUGUUUUUGUGGCGAAAAAUGGCAACGUUUUGCAGGUCUUUAACUCUUUUGGGGAGGCCGACAAGCUCGCUGGUCUACAGGUUGACAGCUGCGCGCCAGUGUAGCUCAGGUGGUCCGUACGAGUACAUCCUGGUGGAUAAAAAGGGAGAAAAUAAAAAUGUGGGUUUCAUUCAACUGAAUCGGCCAAAGGCCUUGAACGCCCUCUGUGAUGGUCUGAUGAAGGAGAUGGGUAAGGCUCUGGAUGAUUUUGAAGCUGACAGUCAGGUUGGAGCCAUAGUCAUCACAGGCAGUGACAGGGCAUUUGCAGCUGGUGCAGAUAUUAAGGAGAUGCAGAACAGGACCUUUCAGGAGUGCUAUGGUGGAAACUUUCUUUCGCACUGGAACCGGGUUUCUACAGUGAAGAAGCCAGUCAUCGCUGCUGUGAAUGGCUAUGCUCUGGGUGGAGGGUGCGAGUUGGCCAUGAUGUGUGACAUCAUUUAUGCUGGGGAGAAGGCUCAAUUUGGGCAGCCAGAAAUCCUGCUGGGAACCAUACCUGGUGCUGGUGGAACUCAAAGGCUCACCAGGGCUGUAGGGAAAUCCCUUGCCAUGGAGAUGGUCCUUACUGGAGACCGGAUCUCAGCACAGGAGGCUAAACAGUCAGGUCUUGUAAGUAAAGUUUUUCCCAUUGACCAGUUGGUACCAGAAGCAGUCAAAUGUGGAGAGAAGAUUGCUGCCCACUCUAAGAUUAUCUCCGCAAUGGCAAAGGAAGCUGUCAAUGCAGCAUUUGAGUUGACACUAGCUGAGGGCAAUCGACUGGAGAAGAGACUGUUCCAUGCUACCUUUGCAACUGAGGAUAGAAAGGAAGGAAUGACAGCCUUCGUAGAAAAGAGAAAGGCCAAUUUCCAAGACCAGUAAUGAAGAGAAUACCAUUUUAAGUGGUUGAUCUAGAGAAGUCUAAAAUCUGAGGUCAGAGGGUUGAGUUUAUCACAUGCCUUAAGCUUUCACACAUCUGCUGUGUCCUCACUGUUUUCCAUACUCUUGAAUUGUCAAGACCUUCAUAGUUGCAUGACGAAUCCCAUCGAAUUUUGUGAUUACCGAAUUAAUUGCGUUUUUAAAUUUUCAAUGCAGUUAAAAAUAGACAAUUUGUUCAAAACUGUUGAUCUUAAUAAAACAUAAUUGCAGUUCUGCAUAUGUCAUUAAACAAGUGACGUAUACAUGGCAUAAUAUGUAGUAAGACUGAAAACUGUAAUAAACAUAGAAUUAAAUACUUUGA